AUAUAAAUACAAACUAUGCAUAGAUAUUAAAAAUAACAGAUUUUCUCGGGGAGAAAAUGAAUAUUUGAUCCAGGGUUUGGAUUUGAGUGUAUUAUUGACAAGUAAAGUCGAUGUGUGGUGACAAGAUUUGUUUUUCCUACAUGAGAUAUUUCUUUUUAUCUGUUCGCUGGUUAGUUACUGUUUCUGGAGUAGUUAAUUACUGAAAAGCUCGUAAUUGUCAUCAGUUAGACGAGAUAGUCCAUAGUUUAGAAUUUAUCAGAUUUCGGCGUCAGUGCCUGCACUGUAUAUGCAUUAUUGGUCGCCAUUAUUGACAAUUUAUUUAGUAAAGGACAUCAUCUGUUAGCGCUACUAGCGUGAUUUGGUUCCGUAAAAAUACGGCAACUCGUAUCAGUCUUUCACUGAGAUACCAUAAACAUUUGAAUGUUAAGGCGAUAAAAUGAAGUGUGUUUAAAAUUGUUGUUCGGAUUAUUCAACGUUUCAAGAAAAAAAUGGAUUACAAUUGUUUGAUAUUGGAUACGAUUUGAGGGGGAAAUAGAGGGAAAAUUGUAUGAAAUGACGUAGUGAAUGGAUUAUGGUGUUAGAGGCCAGAUUAAAAUCGGGACCCAGGCGGUGGCGCUGGGGAACAUCUUAUGAUUCCGACUCAGAGGACAGGCAAGACCCUCCUACGUUGUGAAACUCCCCUGUAUUUACUACUCCUGCUUUUUAAAAAUACUGCAAUUUAGGUGUUUUAACAUAAUUUUGUCCGUUCUUUUUUUUUGUGUAUUUAGGCUCGAACGGGUUUUCCUGCCGCUUUUGUAAGAAAUAUUUUUCAGUCUGUAAAGCUUUGGUAGUUUUUUUCCAGGAAAUUUUAGGAUUCUUGUCAACUUACUUGCUGUAGAAAAUUGUAAAAGCAAUCGAUUUGGAGGACGUUUGUUAUCACUUUAUGGGCUGCUUAGUUGCACAGUAUUAGUGGUGUGGAAACAUGUAGAAAAAAGGGCCAUACGUGUGUCUUGGAUUAAAAUGGAUUUAUGCUCUGUUAGCGCGGAAUAAAAAAAAGUAGUUCUGACGUGUUUGAAACCACGUCGCUGACUCUCUAAAUGUUGCACGUGAGCUCGUGCGCGAGUGCCAAGGAAGGCUCAAGUUCCGGUCAGGGACGGGACGGCGAACUUGGCGGGAAUUUACCGUCUGGUACCCGAACAGCUGGACGUUACUCACUCGAGCGGCAAAGUAGACAGCGUGAAUCGUUCUCGGUACCAGGUGAUAGCAGCGCGCGUAAGCACAAAGAUAGUAAAUCUGAGAGUACAAAAGUGUCUGUAUCACCGCUUAUAACAAGUACAGCUCCUGUAGCGGUACCUGAAAAUGUGCAACAUAUCUCAGCAAUUACAACAAUGACGACGACGGACGUAGGAUCGGCAGCGGACCGUUUUUAUCCGUCGUCGGAGGGUUAUAUCCCUGAUCCAAGUGCAAUAAUACGCGCGAAGGAGUUAUCGAAACGGGUAAUUCUAAAUGUUGGAGGUACGAAACAUGAAGUCAUGUGGAGGACCUUAGAUAGAAUGCCGCAUACGAGAUUAGGAAAGCUUAGAUUUUGUAACACGCAUGACAGUUUAAUGGAAUUAUGUGAUGAUUAUUGCCUCUCAGAACAAGAGUUUUUCUUUGACCGACAUCCACGGUCAUUUGCUUCAAUUUUAAAUUUUUAUCGAACGGGGAAGUUACAUAUUGUAGAAGAAAUGUGUGUAUUAUCAUUCAGUGAGGAUUUGGAUUAUUGGGGUAUCGACGAGUUAUAUUUAGAAUCGUGUUGUCAACAUAAAUAUCACCAGAAAAAAGAAAACGUUUUUGAAGAAAUUCGCAAAGAGGCGGAAAGUUUACGACAACGCGAUGCAGAAGACUUUGGUACAGGACCUUGUGCAAAAUGGCGGGAAAAGGUGUGGAACCUUUUGGAAAAGCCAACGACCUCCAUGGCUGCAAGGGUUGUGGCCAUUGUUUCCAUUCUAUUUAUCGUGUUAUCUACCAUUGCAUUGACUUUAAAUACUAUGCCGCAAUUCCAAGAAACAAAAGUUGUGCCACAGCAAACUACGGAUGCUGAUAACGAUUCUCCUACUCAAAAAACUACUAAAAGGGACACAUCAAAUGACAAUCCAGAUUUAGCAAUAGUUGAGGCAGUUUGUAUUGGUUGGUUCACAUUAGAAUAUUUAGCAAGAUUUUGGGCGUCACCUAAUAAAUGGAAAUUCUUUAAAGCUCCUUUAAAUAUAAUUGACCUUCUAGCAAUUUUACCAUAUUUUAUUUCACUUGGUUUGACUGAAACAAACGAGAACACGACUGCCCAGUUCCAAAAUGUUCGUAGGGUGGUUCAGAUAUUUAGAAUAAUGAGAAUACUUAGGAUAUUGAAAUUAGCAAGACAUUCUACCGGUCUUCAGUCGUUGGGUUAUACUUUGCAACGUAGCUAUAAAGAAUUGGGCUUAUUGCUGAUGUUUUUAGCGAUCACAAUAUUGUUGUUCUCAAGUCUCGCCUAUUUCGCUGAAAAAGAUGAAGGUGGAACUAAGUUUACCAGUAUUCCAGAGACAUUUUGGUGGGCGGCAAUUACCAUGACUACGGUCGGAUACGGAGAUAUAUACCCGACGACCGUCAUUGGCAAGAUAGUUGGUAGUGUGUGUUGUAUAUGCGGGGUGCUUGUUAUAGCGUUACCUAUUCCAAUUAUUGUAAAUAAUUUUGCGGAGUUUUAUAAGGAUCAAAUGCGUCGAGAAAAAGCGUUAAAGCGACGUGACGCAUUAGAACGCGCUAAACGAACUGGAAGUAUUGUUUCAUUUCAUUCUAUUAACCUCCGUGAUGCAUUUGCCAGAAGUGUUGACCUUAUGGAGGUCAAUAUUGGUAGCCAAAGAGGCACAAAUGACGAGGGUAGCAUUGACAGCAAGAACGCUAGUCCUCCAAUGUGUGUGAUGAAGGUCAAUAAUGAGGGAAAUAAGAAUGGUUCCGGUAACGAAAGCUGCGAGUCAAAGAGCCUUCCAGGGUUGUCAAAUCCAAGUGCGACCAACCUAAUGGACGCCGACGAGGAAUCCCUACGGAGAAUGACGUCAUCGCAACCGGAACUGAAUGCAAACAUACAGGGCCAGAGUUGUACCCAAGCCACGCCGUACGGUGUCACGGAAAAACCAUGCAUAGAACUGAAGGCACUUGCACGACAAUAUAGUACCACGAGCAGUAGCGACACCUACACCUCUUGCAUGACUCAUCUACCCACAAGCCCAAGUGUAAAGGGACAUAACUUGCAUAAUUCAGUUUUGGAUACUCCGUUAAAAAAUAAUAUCUAUGUAAAUCCGCUUGGAGAAUCUCAUAGUUUUACUAGUUUGCCAUCAAGUAAUCUUGCAAGUGCAAAUAAUAAAAGUGCUUCCAUUAAAGUUUUUGAUUUAGAUAAUAAAACAUUUAAACAAUGUGAAAAUGAUAAAUGUGACUCGGACGAUGUUUUUUCAAAGGAAACUAUCCACAAUGUGGAUUUAAGUAGAAGGGCAAAAUGGCAGCGUUUUAACUCUCAGCCUCCGUUACAGGGUGAAGGACGUUGCCAUGACAACGUCCAUGCUGUAACAAUAAAAGCUCAGACGAGUGAGAGAGGUGGAAGUUUGAAAAGACACCGGUCUGAAACCUCACACGAAAGACAUCUUCAUUUUGGAGAUGUAAUGGAGCGAACAUUCUCGUCCACUGACAAUAUUCGUGAUAUGCAAGCUAUUCCGAAAUCGAAAUUAAAAUUUCAAAAGGCCGUGUCCCUUGCAAGUAAACUUCAUGGAAGUCCUUCCACAGGUCGCAAGCUUGCGAACUACCAUCUUAUAAUUAACCCGAAGUCAGGAGGACUGUUCGACAGUGCCCAUCACCUGUUAGACGGUAACGAUUCUCUCCAUAGCUCACCAACCCGUCGCUCCACCCCUUCACUUGUGAACAUUCCCCCACCGAAACGUAAAUCUAUUCUCAAAAAAGACAUUCAACAUAAGGAUGAAUCGGAAAACCUUCUGGCCUCAAAUAGGAAAAACGUCUUCUACGGUAUUAACAAAGGGGAGUCGAAGUCGUUCGACAGUAGUAACAAUGGCGUUCAGACAUUUAUAGGUAUCAAUGAUAAUAUUAACACGACUGCUGAUCAAACAAUCUCUCCUAAUGCAAUUAAGAACAAUAACAUAUUCGAUGAAAAUGUAAAAACGGGUAACUUUGAGAACAAUAUGCACCAAUCGAACCUAGCUCAGCAGCCUCUACCAAAGAAGCAGCCAUCUUGUGAUUCCUACACGGACGAGAGUCAAUUAAAUACAUUUGACAAAUCAGAGGAAGAAAUUCUUUUCAGUGAUAGUGUAGCUCUAAGUGCGUUUAACCCAAGCAAGGCAAACAUUUGGCAAAACUCUGAUAUCCAUGGUAUUAUAACGUGGCAAACCGACACAAGUCCCUCUGACAAUCUCGAAAAUGAUGAGAACUAUUUUUUGUCUCUGUCACGUGACCAAACGCCCUCGGAGGAUCAUGAACCUAAUAACGGCUUCCAUAUCUCAUCGUCAUCGUCACAAUUUUCUCCAGACAACAUGGACGUUAGACAAACAAGGGAUAGCAGCGAUCAUUCAACUUUUGAUUCAAAUUUUGACUGUGGUAGUGAUUAUAGUAAUAGAUCUAGCAAUAGAGUGAUUCCUUUAGAACAGUUAAUGCAGCGAAUCCAGCGUACACCAUCGUGUGACACAACUCCGACCAUUCCAUCACCAGGAGCGAGCGGAUGAAUACUUUAUUCAUUAGACUGAAAAAACUCCAUCACGUGACUGGUCAGCGUAAAUACACCAACAAAGUCCAUUUGUUUUGUGGAAGAAUAUUAACAAUGUGGUUGCAGACGACAAGCGGAUGAUACCGGAUACGUCAAACGGUCACAUAAUGCACUUACCUCUUCAGUAACAUGGGUGAUCUUUUCUUAGUUGAAUCUGUAAUGGUUUACACAGGUGGCGCUUUCAAAUCAACCUUAUUCAUUUGUUGAAAGUUAAACUGAGGACGAAUGUAUUUAUUUCAUGGAAGUUGUUUGUGUAUAUGUUAUAACAUUUGUGACCCCGAAAUCAAAAUGAUGGCCAGAGGUUUUUUCUGCAUAUUGUUGAUUUCCAGUCUUUUCUAGCGACAAAAAAUUGUUAAAUUGUUCCGAUUUGCAGAUUAUUUUGGAUUCAAUAAAAUGCAUGUAUGUGUCCAUUUAAUGCCAACAUUUCCUUAUGUAGAUAAUCGGUUUUUUUUUAAAUAUUACAUAGAUUUAGCAAUUGGUUUACAUUUAUUAUCAUGAUACCCCUUUUUUCAAUCCAUUUCAUAAUAAUGAAAGUUUUUGUGACACUUAUUGAAUGUAAAGGAUCCGUAAUGACAUUCGGCAAUUUCCGUGACAGCACUUCAUGUUUGUGACUUGUUCGGCAUACUUCAGUUGUUACUGGAUACAAAAAACUAAACACGACUGGAAAAUGACGAAGCAUCAAGUUCAUAUGCGUUACUAAAACGGAAAUUGCCGGGCAAUACGGAUCUUGAAGGUGUACUCAUUUAAAGUGCUUUUAAACAAAACAUGUUCUGAAAAUCGAAAUACCCUUUGAUUAUGGGGACAUAAUAAAUAGUUUGAACGUUUUAAGAUGCAUUAGAAUGCUUUUAUUUAGAGACUAGUUAUUUACAGUGAAAGAUACUGUAUUGUUAAUUAUUAUGCUUUUUGCUCAAUAUUUACAUAACCGUCUAGUCGGUUUAAUACUUGAUUAGAUUCUUACAGAUUGAAAACAUCAAAUUUAGGACUCAAGAAUUCAAGACCAGGGUUAUUUUGCAUAAUAAUGUGUAUUAUAUAUGAAUACAAAAGUGGUCUUUAUCUCAAAGGCUCCCAUACAGGCUGUCUAUUUAUCUUAUGCUAUUAGAAUAAACAAUGUGAAGUUAUUCCUCCCGCAAUCCUCACGGGAUUUAAACUCAUACAUAAGACGGCCUUUAUCAUAACUAUCAUUAUCUGAUUCAUAAUUGCCAUUACCUGAAUCAUAAGUGAAUGCAGUAUUACUCAUCCAGGACUUCCUGUAAUAAAUAAGACAGUUCUCUUAAAUUUGUUUCAAACCUAACGUGCUGCCACAGGGGCAUACGAGCGCCUUUCUAGGCUUUAUGCGAUUUAUUGCAUAGCUGGUGGUUAAUAUUGGUAAGAAAUUGGCUCUACGCCAUGCAAUAUGUGCCCAUAAAGCAUACCAGAAAAAAAACGAAACGAUUUGUUUCUUUAAAAACAGAAUUAAUAAAACUGCAAAGUAAUGAAAUAUUUGUCCUAUGAAAUCGGUAAAUGAAUUUGUACUUUAAUGGGUCCUCUUUAUAUUACUCUCAUUAUCACUUUCAGUAAUUGAAAUUGUUGGGGAGUUUCAUUUUGUCGUAUCAAACGUCUGAUCUCUUUUACACCCAAUGUAUUAAUGUGCAAUAAUGUUAUUUUUUCAAUUAAAACCUCUUUAUUCAAUGGUAAUGUUACAACAUUGUGAAACUCCUGUGUAAUUCUAUACGGAAGAGAUAUUUUUCCUCUUUAAAUUAUAUAGAUACAUAUACACUCAGUUCAAAUCUAAACGUUCUUAUUUUUUAGUAUUUAAGUACAAAAAUGAAAUUGAUAACGACAACAGAAUGAGUUCUUUAUAGUUUUAUAACUUUUAACAAAAGCAAUGGACUGUCAUAUUACGAUUGACUAGAUUGGAUAAUGGGGCAAUUUUUUUAGGCUCUGACAAUAACAGUGGUUACACGGCGUCAUGGGCGCGUCACUCAAUGUUCAACUUAAAAAAUGUUUCACUCCGGCCGGUACCCGCUUGUUCCUAAAAUAAUGCAGGAAAGGGCAACAGAGUCACCGUUUAACCUUAAUAGUGCCGAUGUGACCUAAACUCAAACAUGCAAAUUAUGGAAUGUUUGCAUAUAGAAUCUUAAGUCUCAAUGUUGAGACAUUGUUUAAUUUUACGAGAAUCAGAUUUAAUAGCGUUAAGAAAUUCGACUAAGUAUAUAUAUCAUUUUCUACCUUUUGUCGCCACAUUAUAUACAUCUUAAUGGUUUAUACAGUGUACUAAUGCUCUUCAAAAAAAACCAUCAAUUGUAAAGUACUAGUAAAUUAAAACGUAGAAUGAUAUUGGGAAAUUUAAAGACAUUUGCACUCGGAAAAAAAACCCAUUUUAUAUUGGUUUAGAAAUUAAACGGGAAUUGUAUGCACUUUCCGACCUACGCUAUUUGGAUUCCGUAUAAAAGUACAGGAUUUCUUCUGCAGGAAAACAACAACAGUUGUAAGGUCAAGGUCACGGUAACUAUUUAACUACGUUACAGAUAGAAAUCUGUUAAAGUUUGUUUCUAAGACAGGAAUAUUUGGCUCCUUUUUUUCUUUAUUAAGGGAGGCAUUUGCUACAUUAUUCAAUUACAGAAGAUUAGGAAUAAUGUUGUUUUCAUUACUGAAGUGUUACGUAUCUAAUAAAGUAUUCGAACGUUUUAGCGUCAUUACAUAAAUAAAUAUCCUGUCAAUUGUGGACUUCAAUUAAACGUAAAAGAAUCUGAGAAAACAUCAAAUUUUACUGUGUUAAUCAUUUUUUAAAACAUUGUUGUCCAUUCUACCUCACAUCUGCUUUGUAAUUUUGCGUUCACGGUAUUAUGCACGUGUGUUUAUUGCCAUGGUAAUUCUUUAUAUGUACAUGUUUAUUUUAUUCUAUUUAUAUCGUAUUAUAGAGCCCAAAACACAACAAUGUCUGAAAUUGCUGACACUGCCCGUGACAAUUAUGGUUUACUGAUUUCAAAUCAAUUGUUGAUAUAAAUAGACUGUUUGCCCUUUAGGUUUGGAAUUGUCAGUAAUUGGCUGCCGGGAAAGUUUCUUGGUAAAUGGAAUAUAUGAAACUAAUACGCCAUUCAACCCAGCUUCGUAUAAUAAAAGUUUGACAUAUCUGAUCAAAAACUUGAGAAAACAAGAAUUUUACCAAUACUCAGCGAAAUUUAUAGUUUUAGGCGUAAAUCUAUUUUGUAUUGCAUUAAUUUUCACCGGACUGUUUGUUGCAUCAACGUCACUAGAUGAAAUAUUAGACUGAACGUAAAUUGCGGAGAAAUUGGCUUACAUGUACACUCAUGUACUUUUCUUGUAAAUGGUGACAUUUUCCCUGGUAAGUUAUUGGAUUAGGAAUUCCUGAACAACCGCGACAUAGCUAUUUUAACAGCAAAUAAUCUUGGUGUUUCCUGUCGUCUGCUAAAACGACAAAAAUUGCGCAAAUGUAAACCUUUCUACUCAUUGAAUGUUUUUUUGUUAUUUUUUUUUUUAACAAUGGAAUUUAAUAUUUGCAUUUAGAAAUGAAUGCUUUACAUUUUAAAAGUAUACUGGGAUUUGAUUAUUUCCCAAAUACUUGAAAUAUUGCUGCGUUCCUUAGAACACGGUUGCGUGCUAUAGAUCGAUUUUCUACGUGGUUUCUAUGGAUACGGUUUAUCUCUGUAUUGGAACUAGUGGCAACUCUGAUUUUAUUUCCAAUCCAUUUAAAUGGACAGGAUAAAAAAAGCUAUAGUCCGUUUCUUGAAGGUGUAAUAUCAGAGUACCUUAGACUCAUAAUGCUCAAAAAUAAAACUUUUCACAGCAAACUUUAAAAAUACGCUUGUGUAAAUAAGGUUUUAAUGUAACUUAAUACCGUGUAUUUACUGGUUUAUUUCCAUUUAAUAUUUAAUUUCAUUCACAUAUUGCAGUAAAAGCAAUCUUAAAAGGUUGAAGUUCAAAGACGUCAUAUUAUGAUUUUGUUUUAAAAAAAAACAGCAUUGCCAAUGUCUUGGAAUAGCUUUUUCUAUUUCUAUAUGUUUAAAAUAUCAUAUACGUAUAUUCUUUUUUCAAAUCGAACAGGUUUAAUAUAGUCUUUAAUAUUUUUAAUUGGUUUUUAUUUACUUAUUCCAUGAGAUAGGAAGCAAUAAUGUACAUAAAUCACAAACAGUAUUUUGAGAAGAGCUGUAAAUAGUGUGUUACGUAACUAAAUUUUAUUCAAUUUUUAGAGGACUAAAUUAUUCACUUUUUCAUUUUUAUUCAGACUUAAGAAUAUGAGCAAAAAUAAUGUAGGCUAAAAAGGUUUAAUCAUUCAAUCAAAUUUGUAGCAGAUUCGAUUCUAAACAAACCCUCCUAUAACUUAAGAUAUGAAUAUUUAUUAUCAGAAUACAUGCAUAUUCAAUUAGAAAAAAAAACAUGCAUAUUCAUGCAUUUUCAUUUGAUAAGAAUGAGAUAUGCAAAUUUUAAGAAAAACAUGUAGACAAAAAUUUAACUUAUUUUUAUUACACGAAAGUAAUAUUUUCGAAAUAAUGACUGAAUAAUUUAUACAUCGUGACGAAAUUUUGCGACAAUAUGUUAUUAAGUAAAACGUACUGGUAAUAUAAGUAGGUUAUUUUAGGAUUUCCAUUAUUGUGCUAUCUUUUUCAUUAACAUUAAUAAGCACACAUGUUUUGUAAUUAGAUCUACAUAGAAUCAGAAACAUUUACUUUAUUGAAAACAUUUAUAAAUAUAGGCUAUUUCACUUCUAAAUAUUUCAAUAAAAACAAAUUUAAAAGUUAUAUAUACUUUUUUUAUAUCUAAAACGGUAUUGAGAUGCUUCAAUUAAUCUGCCGAUUUUUUCUCAAAGUUUUU
Molecule: messenger RNA, 9568 nt
Organism: Ruditapes philippinarum (Manila clam)
Lineage: Eukaryota; Metazoa; Mollusca; Bivalvia; Venerida; Veneridae
Product: potassium voltage-gated channel subfamily B member 2-like
Exons: 6
Coding region: 1077-4715 (1212 amino acids)
Biological process (GO): potassium ion transmembrane transport; protein homooligomerization
Cellular component (GO): voltage-gated potassium channel complex; membrane
Molecular function (GO): protein binding; delayed rectifier potassium channel activity
Source: RefSeq, a predicted model, not a curated record